Morus notabilis is the source of this 1409-nucleotide messenger RNA. Its product is annotated as transcription factor RAX2. The record is from RefSeq and is a predicted model, not a curated record. NCBI's taxonomy places the organism in Eukaryota, Viridiplantae, Streptophyta, Magnoliopsida, Rosales, Moraceae. The coding region runs from base 177 to 1190 and encodes 337 amino acids. The transcript has 3 exons.
CUUUACCAGCAGAGGCAGCAGGGCCGCCUGGCUCUAGCUGCUUGGUUUGAAGACUAAUUUAAUUUGCGUGUCUGAUUUUUCCUCUUCUUUGUAUCAGCCGUGUCUUACCCAAAACUUAUUUAGUUUAUUUAGUAGUAGUGGUGGUAGUAUAGUAUAGCAGUUGCAGCUACAUAGCCAUGGGAAGAGCUCCAUGUUGUGACAAAGCAAACGUGAAGAGAGGGCCAUGGUCUCCUGAAGAAGACGCUACUCUCAAGACCUACCUUCAGGCUCAUGGCACUGGCGGCAAUUGGAUUGCUUUGCCUAGAAAAGCUGGCCUAAGGCGAUGCGGGAAAAGUUGCCGUUUGAGAUGGCUCAAUUAUCUCAGGCCAGACAUCAAACAUGGCGGCUUUACCGAAGAGGAAGACCACAUUAUCUGUAAUCUCUACAACCAAAUGGGAAGCAGAUGGUCGGUCAUAGCUUCUCAACUACCCGGAAGAACAGACAACGACGUGAAGAACUAUUGGAACACCAAGUUAAAGAAGAAGCUUUUGGCCGGAAAAAUAAGCCUGACAACAAUCGGUCCUACUAAUGGCCAAUUAAUCCCUACUACUAACAAUUCCACUACUCUCCCUGGUUCAACAAUGUCAGUAUCCUCACUUCAAAUUCCUAAUUCAUGUGUCCCAAAAGUUGAAAUCUUUGAUCAUUCGUUUCCAAAUUCCGAAACUCAAAAUUCCGCCACAUUACGAAUGUUAAGCGAUAAUCCUGGAACUGUCUAUGAUCAGAGAUAUUUGCGUUCACAAUAUGAUCAAAAUCCUUUAUAUAGUAACCCGGGAUUCAUGAUGGAUUUUUCGGCUGAUGAAUUUGAUCAUGUGAGAGCCAAGAACAGUCACAUUACUAGUGAUAAUGUUUCGUUGUCCAAAGAAGGUUCAGGCACAAUUUCGGAUUCAUAUUUGCUGGCUCUAAGCGACAAUAAGCGUGCUUCGGUACUGCCUCAUAAUGGCUGCGACGAAUAUUAUGCCGGCCACGGGUCAACUUUGCUGGACUUUGGCUUUGGAUUGCCGUACGACAUUGUCGACGGAGUGUCGUUUGAAGGGAAAGCUAAUAGUGAUGACCACGUUGCUCCAACUUGUUGCAUAAGUUUAUCUGAUCUUGGUUUCGUCGAGAUUAGGCCACAGGCCGGACUGGAUCAAAGUAUUCUCAAUAAUUACUAAAGAAAUUAGGGGAAGAGAUCAAAGGAGAAAAAUAAGUCCGAGGAAACAUAAUCAUGAUGGAGCUAGAGAGGCACUUGAGUUGAGUACCUAUUAAUUUCUUUUUCUAAUUGGUCCAUUAGUGUAAUAUUUUGGAACUUUGGAUUUCUUUCAUAGAAUAGGAAAAUAUGAUGUCAAUUAACUCAAGUUUAUGUAAAUUAAUGACUAAGGUAUUAAUAAAAA